Messenger RNA from Cylicocyclus nassatus, 1939 nucleotides. The record is from the annotation of a GenBank genome assembly. Lineage: Eukaryota; Metazoa; Nematoda; Chromadorea; Rhabditida; Strongylidae.
AUGUCGCUCGCUAUUCUGUCGUCGCUGCUUUUUUUCGUCGAUGUAUUAGCACAGCAGUACGAAAAGGACUACUCUCCUUUAUUAGACCAAAACACUUCACCUACAAAUCCUGGAAUCUACUUGCGGCUUAUGCCUACAGGAUUGGCUUAUAUGCGUGAGAUUGGUAUGAAAGUGGUGAAUGACCAGAUCCUCAAGCUGUCCUUGCCAACCAUUCGGGAGAGAAUUGAACAAGGCGAGGUCGCUAUAUACGGCGCUCACAUUUCUAAGUACUGGCCACCACAAGAGUAUUCUUUGGAUCUCAUCGAGCCGAACACAUUUCAGUGGAGUAUGUCAAAAAUGCAUAUACGAGCCGCUGGUGAAUUCCAGGCUUCUCUUACGAAUCCACUGCUCUUGUCCGUGCCGAUCACCGGCUAUUUCGAAGCUCUACUGGGUCACGUAGCUCUAACAAUUUCUGUACAAAUGCAGAGCAAUUACGGUUCUCCACAAGUACGAUCAGCUCUGUGCCAAUCGAGUAUCGGCUAUGUGGAUUUAAACGUCAGAAACACUGGUGUUAUCACUGAUUUUUUCAUCAAUGCGUUCAAAGCAUUCCUCAUUGCUCAUUUCAAGCCACAGGUAGAGCAAAGAAUGUGCAAAAUGAUCGAAACAAUAAUUAAUCAAGAUAUGAAUCGCCUCCUUACAACUAUGCCCUUGAAGGUGAGAAUCAACGAGAACAACCUGGAUAUCAUCGGUCAGACAUUUGGGAUUGCGAGGCCAAAAAGCAAGCUCGGUCAGCAAGCUUUGAAGAACUUUACCUUGAUCCACUUCGUUCAAAAUCUUCGAGAACAAAAUCUUCUGCUUGACUACCAACUCACGACUGAUCCGUUUGUUCAAAAUGGCGCCAUCUCCAUGCUGUCCAAGGGUGAGAUUUCAUGGAGAGGGAACGGUGGCACUCCCUUUCACCCUCCAAACAUCCGAGUGCCCCUCCCACAUGGAGUGCAUAUGGUGGAAUUCCUAGCGACGGACUACCUCGCAAAUUCUAUGCUAUAUCAUGCAUACAAACAGCAUUUGAUGGAUGUAGUCGUUGGUCCAGAGAGCAGCCCUCAGCUAAAGGAUUUGCUUCAUACUACUUGCGCAAGUGGAUUCUGCAUUGGAGAGUUCCUUGGUGCGCUCGGUGACCAAUACCCUAACCGACAAGUCGAAGUGGUAUUCACUGCUAGAAAAGCUCCGCUGAUAGUAUUUGUUGAAAACCGUGCACGGUUUCGGCUUCAUGGCAGGAUGAAUAUGUUUGUGAGACCGAACAACGCGAAACAAACAAAGGACAUGAUUAUUCGCUCAGAUACAACUAUGACUGCGAACGUGCUCAUGUGGAUAAAUGGUACUAGGAUUGUUGGAAACGCAACUAUAGAGAACUUGGACUUCAAAUUGUUAGAAACGAAGAUCAACGACGUUGACCAAGCAUCAUUUGGAGACCUUGGACUUUUUGGAGCUGAGUUUUUGGAGAAGUUACUGACUGAGAUAUUGCAGCUUGGAAUAACAAUGCCGACUAUGCUAGGGGUGCAGUUGAAAAGCCCUCGAUUGACGUUCCACGAAAGAUACCUCCGGGUGCAGACCUAUUUCAAACUGGACGAAAAUUUCACUGGCGAUCUCGUUCAAACCGCUGUCCGACAAACGCUGAGUCACGUUGGCUGACGGUAGAACCUAUUCAUUUCUUGCUUAGAUGAUAAUUAGAUAUAUUGUUUUGUUUAUACAAAGAUGUUCUGUGUACAUAUGAGAAAUUUACUGAAAUGCUAAUAUUGUGUGUAUAUUUCAGAGCAUGCUCCACGUACAGUAAUAUAGAAGUAAGAAUAGGUCCUGUCGCUAAUUGCUUUCAUUGCAAUAGAUUCAAAAAUUGUCUGAUCAACUAGGAAGCGUGCCUGAAUUGUCUCGGCCACUGUUUCAAUCAAUUACGGGCAAGUUUCCA